AUGGCAAAUAACAAUUUAAAUACGUUCGAUGAUCUAAUGGAUAUUGAUGGUACACUCCGUGAGAGCGCAUUUAUGCCUACAUCCGGAGCUAUUUUUCCAGAGGUUUUUGAAGCAUCAAAUUUAUUAUAUGCAAUCGAAUUUAUUCUUUAUAAUAAUACAAAACACAGAAAUAAUGAAACACUAACAGAAGUACAAGCAGAUUUGUUUCAAAUCGUUGAAAACCUACAUAUACAACCGCAAAAGAUGUUUAUGUAUUUACGGCAAAAUUUUGCCAAAUACUUUGAUAUUGACUUAUAUCCUAUUGCUUUUGUUAAUGAAGAAUUUUCUUUAAUUACUGAAAAUAAUGAUGAAAAUAAAAACAAGGCUUUUUUAUUAUUUAAUGAAGACAAUACUGUACGUGGACCAUUAUAUACAAAAAAUGGCAGUGGAACUACUGAAACUGUAUUCUCUGCUAACUAUGAUACUCAAGUAGAUGUUGAUUCAUAUUUGUUUGGGCUUAAUCUAUCGCUAGAUAAUUAUCCUCUCCAACAAGCACAGCCAGCUGCUGGUUGUACGCAAGAAUCGAUUGAAAAUUCAUCGGUCAAUACUAUUUUGACGUCGAGUAAUCAAGUACUUUAUGAUCAUUCCGAGAAAACACAAUCUCGUGUUCUAAUUGACACAGCUUUAUACCAAAUUAGUCGAGUUUUGGACAAACUUCCAGUAUGUCCUGAUACAAUGGAUCAAACCUUACAAACAUUUCUUUUUCAAAUUGUAAAUUUUGAACAAUUGACUCCUGAAGAUUGUAUUUUGGCUUCGGAAGUUAUAAAAACAUGCUUCUCAAAUCUUAUUCAGGCAGUAAAAUCAUCUAAUUCUAAUAAUCAAAAUAAUUCGAAUGGUAAUGCUGAGUCUAUUACACUUCCUAGUGAAGUAAAUCAACAAAAUACAGAAAGUAAUUCAACUAAUCUUGAUGCACACAAUACAUUACAAAAUGAAAUGAAUCCGAUUUUACUUGAUGUUUCAAUACCUGAUCAAUCACUAAACGUAUCAAGAACCUAUGAUCCACCAACAAUGGAUAAACCAUUAAAAAGUCCCUUUCAUCCUCGUACAUUGAAAGAAUAUGCAGCAACUAGCAGUUCUCCUGUUCAAAGCGUUCGUUCUAAACAACGUGAACCAUUACAUAUAGGAGUUCCUCCCGAUGAUGAUACUCAAUUAUAUCUUGCCAUGGAAACUGUUACUGAUACUGAUGAUAAUGAAGCUCAUGUUUCGAAAUUUCUUGUUCCAGACAAAACAAAACUCAAAGAUGAAAACCUAAUAAAUAUGAAUGAUUUAAGAUGUUUAAAUUUCGAUAAAUGCCAUAAAGAUUAUACAUUUAAUAAUGAUACAAAACAACUCUAUGCAAAAAUUAGUUCACAAGAACGAGAUGCUUUACAGAAAGAUAUUCGAAUUCAUAUGUUGAAUUUAUAUCAACGAGGUUCAAUAAAUAGAAAAAUGGUUAAUGAGAAAGGUCUUAAAAGAUGCAAAUUGGCUCUCUGGUUUUGUACCUAUAAAAAUGGAGCUUUCAGCUGUGUUUCUCCAAGAUAUUAUUCUAACGUUAUUGAAGAACGUACACAAGUUAUCAAUAAGACGAUGAAGAAGAGUGUUUCGAAAAGCGAAAAAAAAUCACCCAAAAUUUCUGUUGAUGUACAUUAA
Molecule: messenger RNA, 1668 nt
Organism: Adineta steineri
Lineage: Eukaryota; Metazoa; Rotifera; Eurotatoria; Adinetida; Adinetidae
Source: the annotation of a GenBank genome assembly